Amoebophrya sp. A25 is the source of this 1758-nucleotide messenger RNA. NCBI's taxonomy places the organism in Eukaryota, Dinophyceae, Syndiniales, Amoebophryaceae. The record is from the annotation of a GenBank genome assembly.
UUCAAAACUUGAACUCUAUUGGUCGUAACGUAGAAUGUGAAUGCCUUUGGGCGGAUAGAUGAGUGAAGAAAUAGAAUGAAAGAUGUGACGAGGACUAGAACGAGGUGUGCAGUACUAGGGUUGUUUUUCAACUUCCUAGUUUGUUCUUGCAUCAGCUUGUUCCUCCAUUUUUUAACAAGCCUUCACCUUUUUGUCCACUCAGCUACUGGCACUGAUGCAUCUGCAAUUAUUUCACCACAAAAGCAUGGCUCCACGACCACGAGGCAUCUGCUGAUCAAAGUCGGCGGAGAGGGUGACAUCGUCUCACAAACCACGCAGCUACCAGAUGAAGAAGAGCCAAGAAGUGCCCAACAGCUGAUUUCUCGCUUCGACACACGCGAAAGUCUACGCGUGAUUGUAGACCCAUUUUUCAGGCCAGUGCAAUCUACGGCUAAUGGAGCGACCGCCAGCAGAGACGGGAACAGCAGCGAAAUCUUUCAUAGAGUCGAUUCUCGCACCGCUAUUUUCUCCGGAUUGCUAAGACAGCGGAAUUGGCCUGCACGCCUCGUAUUUCUACAGCACGCCUUCUCCCAAUGUUCGGGUCUGGUGUUGCCAAGUGGUGGUGCUUGUCAUGCUUAUGGUUCUUUUCAAGAAAGAGAACCUCAAGAAAGAGCACCUGAGCAGCUUUUGGAGAGCAGUCGCGCGUGGGCUUUUGCAGAUUUGGAAAAACGUAGGCAAGAACGUUUAUUGGGCCUACAAAGUGCUGAUCCAGAACUCAAUAGAACCUCCGUUGUAGCCUUCCCAUUGCCCCGUCACGUCACUAGCUCAUUGCCUUUCUGUUCGCCAGAAGAAUACGCCCAAUUCGUUCGAAAAUGGUAUGACGUUUGUGAAACUCUAGGGAAGCAACUCAUCAAACAGGAAAAUAAAAUCCUGUCUCGUCAUCCCAGUUUGCGAUUUCUUGGGCUACAACGAAACUCCAAUUAUUAUCGAACACAUUUUCGAUGUCAGGACCCGAGGAACAUCGAUUCUGUGCGUAUGAUAAGAGAUGUGAGCGAUGCCAAUAAACCUGGCCAAAACUACAGUCUUGCUCGUAGUGCUCCUCUACUUUCCAUGAAUAUAGAUGAGUUUUUGCAGGACGAAGUGCCGAAACUGCUGUUACGAGAUGACGUCUUUGAGCCUGCUGUGGAUGACGAUGGUUCAUCUCCAACGCGAAAAAGAACUUCUACAAGUAUAAUAUUUUUAACCCUCGAAACGGACAUACAGGGUUUGGAUGUGGAUUUAGUGCAUUCUCUUGGAGACACGGGGUUUUUGGCUGCGAAAGGAUGGCAGGCGAAGAUGCAGGCAGGUCAUGGAUCGGGACAAACGGAAGAAACUUCUGUCUUUCGAAUAGACCGCAUAGUUCUGGAAUGUCAAUUUGGCGGUGGCAUUUCGGAGUUGGAGGAGUUUAUGAAGACGCUUAACAGCUCUUCUACAUCCGAGGUCACUACGUCCAGGCAUGAUCGAGGUAGCUAUUGGCUCUACAGCAACUCUUUUGUUGUCCACGAAGAUAACCAGAGCGCCACUUCUUCUGAAGGAGCAACGAAAUACCGCGAAGGGAUCUUGACGAGCAUGAAGCGGAAAAGCGAGCCAAGUGUACUUCCAAAUAGUUGUUCAGAAGUGACUCAAUACUUGCGAAAACAUGGAUUUUGUCUAGAGCAGUCAAAUGACUUUUCGCCGACUGGCCUCAGCUGUAUCAAUCUUGAGACCAAUCUGGUCUUUGAAAGGUGUGCUUGAUAGUCG